CUAUAAAAGCCUAUCCACCUACCUGUAUGGCUGCGCUUAAACCGCGACGUGGCAACUCGGGCAAGGGAAAAUCUAAGCCAUCAGAUAUAAGAGAAAGUCGAAGUCACGAAGUUGGUCAGAACGUUAUCAUUCCCUGCGCCAAGAGGAACGUCUUCCAGUUCCUCUGCUAGUACGAUUUCUUCGAAACCCUCAAGACAGUAAACCAGAAGGACUUGAUAAGAAAAGAGGAAUUGAGUAAGAGAGAAGAGAAAGAAAGCAUAGAAGAAGAUUUGAAGAGUUCCAAAACCCCAGAAGCAUGCGGGCUACCUUCGUUCUCGGCUGGCUCCUUCUGGGAGCCUCAGCAUCCCUCGCAGCUCCUUCGGAAGAGGCAGAAGAAUCCACGCCCGAGAUGCUGAUUCCAGAAGCGCGCUCAGCCAUCCUUCUGCCGCCCAACUCUCUCACCAGGGAAGGGUUCCCGGGAUCCGCACGAAACAACGAUAUCUGUGGCAUCCGUAGGAAUUCCGUGCCCGAUGUUAUCACCAGGAUCGUAGGAGGGUCGCCAGCUGAGACUCACGAGUUCCCUUGGCAAGUUUCGCUUCAGUGGCGCUACAAUUGGUACACUUAUCACAUCUGCGGUGCCUCUGUUAUCGAUCAGAAUUGGAUCAUCACCGCCGCCCACUGCACACACCAAUUUACGCCCAAGGAACUACUUGUGGUGGCUGGAGAUCAUCUACUGAAGGAAAAGGAAGGCAGCGAGCAGUCACGCUAUAUCGAACGCAUCGUUGAACACGAGAACUACAACGCCAACACGCAGGAAAAUGACAUAGCGCUUAUCAAGCUGUCGUCUCCUCUUGAACUCGACGGCAUGACAGUCUCCCCCACGUGCCUGCCUCCCCCCAUGACAAACUUUACAGGAGACUGCGUGGUGACAGGCUGGGGCAAGCUAAGGGAAGGGGGCAAGUCGGCCGACCUCCUGCAGAAGGUGAUCGUGCCCAUCAUCAGUGACAAGGAGUGCGAGGAUUCCUACAGGGUCAUUGGGUACACAGGACCUGUUGUGGACUCCAUGAUGUGCGCAGGACAUGAAUUCGGAGGGAAGGACGCCUGUCAGGGUGAUUCUGGUGGUCCCUUCGCCUGCCGUGGAGCUGACAACCGCUACUAUUUGGCCGGCAUUGUGUCAUGGGGUAUUGGCUGCGCUCGUCCCAAUGUGCCCGGAGUCUACACUGAGGUGAGGAUAGGGUUGCGUGUGCGAGGGAGAGGGAAAGAAAGUGAGGAGGAGGAGGAGGAAAAUGAUGAUGAUAAUUAUGAUUUUGAUGGUGAUAAUAAUUACGAGAGAGAGAGAGAGGAUGACAAGAAGCAAGGGAUGGGGAUAUUAUUCAAGAUAACAGCUUUAAUCACUACCUUAUUUGAACCUAAGCUGCCAGAGAGAUCAGAAUACCUUGCCAUUACCCCUAGGAUACCAGUACAUGUCUAG
Molecule: messenger RNA, 1450 nt
Organism: Penaeus chinensis
Lineage: Eukaryota; Metazoa; Arthropoda; Malacostraca; Decapoda; Penaeidae
Product: trypsin-1-like
Exons: 8
Coding region: 296-1450 (384 amino acids)
Biological process (GO): proteolysis
Molecular function (GO): serine-type endopeptidase activity
Source: RefSeq, a predicted model, not a curated record